This is a messenger RNA of Symbiodinium sp. CCMP2592, 2805 nucleotides long. The record is from the annotation of a GenBank genome assembly. Lineage: Eukaryota; Dinophyceae; Suessiales; Symbiodiniaceae.
AUGUGGCUGCAUGGGCACUUGCAGCAAGGGCUGCUGCCUGAGCGGCCGCAAUCAGGAGGUUCAGGGCGUCCUGGCAGAUCCGAGUGGCAGAAAGCUCUUGCUGAUUUACGUUCACUUCACGUUCCACUUACUGUUGCCAAGUAUGGCUCGGCCCUGAUUGCUUGCAAGCGCGGCCUGCAAUGGGAACACGCGCUAUCCUUGUUGCGCUGGAUGGAGGAGGAUGCGGUGGCCAAGAACGAAUUCAUAUUUACCCAUGCAAUUCUGGUGUGCAUGCAAUGUGGGCAUGCGACUGCGGUGCUGAAGCUUUUGGGGGAUAUGCCGGUGGCCUCCGUUCCUCCGAACAAUGUCGUCUGCGCACAAGUCAUCAGCCAAUGUCACAGAGAGCACAACUGGCAUCUGUCAAUGCAAAUCUUCUCCAAGAUGAUGCGUUCCUCUGCAAGACCGGAUGUCAUCACCUUCACUUCAACCAUCAAUGCAUGUGAGAAGGGCCAGCAAUGGGAAGCGGCCCUCCAGCUUUUCAACACAAUGCGUGGCAUGGCCAGCAUCCCCAACGAACUCACCUGCUCGGCCGUGGUACAGUCCCUGAAGCCGAGAGCAAGCGCGGCUGCUGGUGCAGGUACUUGGCGUCUCCUGCCGAGCCUCUUGCACGAAAUUCGCUGCCUGGGUGUGCAGCGAGAUGUGGUUUUCUCUAAUUCAGUAAACGGUGCGGUAGAGGAGGCCUCGGAGUGGAGAACGGCAUUGGUUGGUGUGCAGAGCAUGUUGUCGUCGAAGCUCGAGCUGGAUGCAGCAAGCUCCAGUGUGGUGAUCAAAGCCUUCGGAAGCCCUGGCUUGUGGCAGCGCGGUCUUUUCGUCCUGGGCGCCAUGCCCAUAAACUCCAUUGCAAUCAACACCGCGAUAGGCAUCUGCUCGGGGAUUUGGCAGCAAGCUCUGUGGCUUUGCAGUGAACAUCUGUCGAACGCGGCAACCUACACUGCCGCGAUUUCUGCAUGUCGGCAUGGAGGAAAGUGGGAAGUGGCCUUGAGCUUAUUGCAGCAGAUGCAGUGUCGGGGCCUUUCACCAGGAACCGUGACGGUCACGGCCGCCAUCACGUGCUGCGAAGCGUCGCGGCAAUGGCAGCAAGCAGUGGGUCUUCUGAGCCUGAUGCUCCGAAGACUGCUGGAGGUUGAUGCCAUCGCAUACCGCUGCACGAUAGGCUCUUGCGAUGUUCACUGGCAACAUGCACUUGCUAUUCUGAUGGUAUCGUGGCAGGCACGGGUUUACGACACUGAGUCAUUCACAAGGGUGUUGUGGUGCUUCGAAGCUGUUGGCUGUUGGCAGUCGGCGCAAGCGCUGUUGCACAACAAGCCGGAGAGUCUUGUGCCAGAUGAAUCAAGCUAUCUGUCAGUGAUUCGCAGCUGCGGCAAUAGUGGCGAAAUCGCUGCAGGUUUUGAGGUUCUGCAUGAUUUUGUGCACAGUGGCAUCGUUCACGGUGUUGCGUUCCUUCCCUGCGCAAUGUCUGCCCUCUUCAUCAAUGAUCCAGACUUGAUCCGCGCCACUUUUGCAGAGACUUGGCAGAGACUGAGAAAGGAAACGUGGUCGCCUUGCGAUUUGAUCACUCUCUGGUCUGCUUUGGGCUCGAUGGGUGCCAGAAACGCCGCCUUUGAAAAUGCUAUUCUUGCCGAAGCUUUGCCUAGUUUGUGUGCAUAUGACUGGGAUGAACUGAUGGAGCUCUCAUGGGGUGCUGCUGCAUGCGGCAUGGCCAGCGACUUCUUUGAUCCCCUACAAGAAGAAGUGUUGAGUCGUUUCGGCGUUGUCGCGGAUCCUCCUGCUCAGUGCAUACUUGGACUGAUUUCGGCCUGUCACGCUGCUGGAUCGCUCCGUGCCAGCUUCAACAUGGCUGCAUCGCAGCUACUGGAAAGACGUGGCAAAGAUUUGGAUGGACAAAGCACGAAGCACGUGGCUGCAGAAGCCCUCCCUUCUCCUGCAAGGUGGCUUCACAGGUCCCCUGCCAAAGGGUCGGAGCCGACCGUCGUGCUUCAGCGCUUGGACAUGGCUAUCCUCAUGAAGCCAGCAGGAUGGGAGGUCUUCGGUGACCAAAGCGAGAGGCAGCUUUCAGCUUGGAUCCAAGCCCGAUUCGGGUUGCAGCAGUCGAUUUUGCGAGAUUCAUCCUUCCAAUUUGGUUUCCUGCAUCGGCUGGACGUUCCAAGUUCGGGACUUGUGUGUGUAGCCACCACCUAUGCCAAGUAUUAUGCAUUGGAGCUGCAGCUCCGCACAGGCCUGCUCAAUCGCGACUAUUUCCUCGUGUCGUACGGCUGGUGGCCAUUGUCACUGCUUGAGAUACGGGCCAGUUUGCACUGGGGACUACACACGCUUUCCAUCGCGGGCGGAAGAGGAAAGCCCAGUGCCAGCUUGGUCAAGGUUCUUGCGCAUGCAGAACGAAGAGCGCAAAGUGCACAUAGUCUUUUGGCAGUCCGCAUUGUCACUGGCAGACGGCACCAGAUACGGAGUCACCUCGCGCACGUGGGUCAUCCUGUGGUCUCGGAUGGUCAAUAUGCAGCUACUGCCAUGCGGAGCACCAGCGACUACCGGAACAAUAGACACUUCUUGCAUCGCUACCGCCUGGAAUUUCUUGCAGAUGGCUCGGGGGGGCUGUCGGUGCUGGAGCCAUUAAGCCCGGAUCUGCUCAAGUACCUUAAGAUGCUGCGUGGCAAAGACGCCAGGUCGUCAGAGCUCUUGCAAGCUUGGAUGCAUGGAGACCUUGGCGAUGCUAUCGAUUGGCAGCAGCUCAGCUCCCUCAGCAGUGAGGAUUGUACGCACGUGAGCUGA